GCGCCCGGCAGGCAGGCGUGCGGGAAGCGCGGCCACGCCUGGCCCGGCCACCAUUUCCCCGGCGCUGCUGCGGCGCUGACUUGCGGGCAGCAGCCCCUCCGAGCGCCCAGCCGGGUCCUCGAGCGCCAGCGCAGGGAGCAUGAGCGUGGGCUCCGAGCGCGGGGCGGCGGCGGCCCCAGGGAUGGUGCCCGCGCCCUGCGCCUCGAAGGUGGAGCUGCGGCUCAGCUGCCGGCACCUGCUGGACCGUGACCCGCUCACCAAGUCCGACCCCAGCGUGGUGCUGCUGCAGCAGUCGCAGGGCCAGUGGGUGCAGGUGGGCAGAACCGAGGUGGUCAGGAGCAGCCUGCACCCCAUGUUUUCCAAAGUCUUCACACUUGACUACUAUUUCGAGGAGGCGCAGAAGCUUCGCUUUGAGGUGUACGACACCCAUGGGCCCAGUGGCCUCAGCUGUCAGGAUGACGACUUCCUGGGAGGCAUAGAGUGCACCCUGGGGCAGAUUGUGGCUCAGAAGAAAAUGACACGUCCACUGUUGCUGAAAUUUGGCAGGAAUGCCGGCAAGUCCACCAUCACGGUGAUAGCUGAGGACAUCUCAGGGAACAAUGGCUACGUGGAACUCUCCUUCCGGGCCAGGAAGUUAGAUGACAAGGACCUCUUCAGCAAAUCUGACCCCUUCCUCGAGCUGUUCCGAGUCAACGAUGACCAGUCAGAGCAGCUAGUGUACCGGACGGAGGUCGUGAAGAAUGACCUCAGUCCUGUGUGGGAGCCCUUCACCGUGUCGCUAAGCUCUCUGUGCAGCUGCGAGGAGACGCGGCCCCUGAAGGGCUUGGUCUGGGAUUAUGACUCUCGCGGGAAGCACGACUUCAUUGGAGAGUUCUCCACCACCUUCGCAGAGAUGCAGAGAGCCUUUGAGGAGGACCAGGCCCAGUGGGACUGUGUGAACGCCAAGUACAGGCAGAAGAAACGCAAUUACAAGAACUCAGGGGUUGUGGUUCUGGCGGACCUGAAGGUCCACAGGGUCUACUCCUUCCUGGAUUACAUCAUGGGCGGCUGCCAGAUUCACUGCACUGUGGCCAUCGACUUCACGGCCUCUAAUGGGGACCCUCGGAACAGCUGCUCCCUGCACUACAUCAACCCCUACCAGCCCAAUGACUACCUGCAGGCACUGGUGUCCGUGGGUGAGAUCUGCCAGGAUUAUGACAGUGACAAGAGAUUUUCUGCUUUGGGGUUUGGAGCUCGGAUUCCUCCCAAAUAUGAGGUGUCCCAUGACUUUGCCAUCAAUUUCAACCCUGAGGACGAUGAAUGUGAAGGAAUCCAGGGUGUGGUGGAGGCCUACCAGAACUGCCUGCCCAGGGUCCAGCUCUACGGCCCCACCAAUGUGGCGCCCAUCAUCUCCAAGGUGGCGCGCAUGGCAGCAGCAGAAGAACACACCAGGGAAGCCUCACAAUACUACAUCCUGCUGAUCCUCACCGACGGGGUCGUGACUGACAUGGCAGACACGCGGGAGGCCAUCGUGCGCGCCUCCCACCUGCCCAUGUCCAUCAUCAUCGUGGGGGUGGGCAAUGCCGACUUCACUGACAUGCAGAUCCUGGACGGGGAUGAUGGCGCCCUGCGUGCCCCAAGGGGGGAGCCUGCACUCCGUGACAUUGUGCAGUUUGUGCCCUUCCGGGACCUCAAGAAUGCAUCCCCCGCAGCAUUGGCCAAGUGUGUGCUGGCUGAGGUGCCCAGGCAGGUGGUGGAGUACUACAGCCUCCGGGGACUGCCUCCUCGAGCCCUUGGGGCCCAUACCCCUGAGGGCGGCCCAGGCCCAGCAACAUGA
Molecule: messenger RNA, 1816 nt
Organism: Otolemur garnettii (small-eared galago)
Lineage: Eukaryota; Metazoa; Chordata; Mammalia; Primates; Galagidae
Gene: CPNE7
Product: copine 7
Exons: 15
Coding region: 140-1816 (558 amino acids)
Biological process (GO): cellular response to calcium ion
Cellular component (GO): plasma membrane
Molecular function (GO): calcium-dependent phospholipid binding
Source: RefSeq, a predicted model, not a curated record